GGUUCACACGCAGCUACGUACCUCUGAGUCCUCACUCACGCGCACACUGAUCCAAGCCUCUCUCUCGCUAUACCUCGCGCACCGUCAACCAACCGCGUCUAUGGAGGCCUCGCCGUCUCGCAGCGACAGCUUCUCCCGCGCGUGGCUCGGCUGCAGGGCGUCCAUUGAGCGGCUCGACGCCGACGCUGGCCUCGGGUGCUCGUUCAACAGCUCCACGUCCUUCAUCGAUAUGGACCCCGCGGAGCUCUUCUCCAUGCGGUGGACGUCCUCCGCCGCAGUGCCGGCGGAUGAUGACGAGGAGGCUGCCGAGUUCGACUUUGGCCAGCUGACGUGCGCCGGCGCGCAGUGCUUCUCCCCGCUGCUCGUCGGCGCCGGACAGCCCCUCCUCCCGUGCGAGCCUGGCGUCGUGUCCUACGUGUCGUCCCCCGCUUUCUACUCCGCGCAGAGCACGCCGGCCUCCGCGGUCAGCUCGCGCCGUCGUGGCCGGCACGCGCCGCUGGUGGCGACGCGGAGGAUACUGCUGAGGUACCUGCGCCUCCUGGCGCCGCUGUGCCGGAAGGUGAGGGCGCUGCCGGUGCGGGCGCUCGCGCCGCGGUCGUCGUCCAGGGCUGCUGCCUUCGCCGCGGCGACGUCGUCCCCGGCGCGGCAGUCCACGUCCAGCUACGCGAGCGCCACGGAGUACUGGUGCCACGGCCACGCCGACACCGCCGUCAGCGACGCCAUCCUCUACUGCAAGAAAUCCAUCCAGGGACGACAGGACGUGUAGGCAGGACGAGCGCUCCGCUCUGGCAUAGAUCGGUUGCUGCUCUUUUGGGAUUUUGAUUUCCGGUGUACAUCCGAUUUGCAUACGACACUUGAGUGUAUAGCGUAUACGUUAUGAACUGAAGUAUGAGCUGUGCUCCAAGGUGGUUUAACCUUGUGAAGCAUUUUGAACAAGCACGUUAACCUUGUGAUGAAGCUA
Triticum dicoccoides is the source of this 961-nucleotide messenger RNA. RefSeq lists its product as uncharacterized. The transcript has a single exon. The record is from RefSeq and is a predicted model, not a curated record. Bases 101 to 766 code for a protein of 221 amino acids. NCBI's taxonomy places the organism in Eukaryota, Viridiplantae, Streptophyta, Magnoliopsida, Poales, Poaceae.